Puntigrus tetrazona (Sumatra barb) is the source of this 3099-nucleotide messenger RNA. It is a transcript of the gene tp53, whose product is annotated as tumor protein p53. Gene Ontology annotation, biological process: regulation of transcription by RNA polymerase II; apoptotic process; protein tetramerization. Gene Ontology annotation, molecular function: RNA polymerase II cis-regulatory region sequence-specific DNA binding; DNA-binding transcription factor activity, RNA polymerase II-specific. Lineage: Eukaryota; Metazoa; Chordata; Actinopteri; Cypriniformes; Cyprinidae. The coding region runs from base 1560 to 2408 and encodes 282 amino acids. The record is from RefSeq and is a predicted model, not a curated record. Gene Ontology annotation, cellular component: nucleus. The transcript is spliced from 8 exons.
AUCCAUGCACACAGUAGUAAACUUGCGUAAAAUUAUUUAAGCAUACUCGGAUCGCCCAUAUAAUUCCUCUAACCUUAUAUUACUAUACACUAGCAUCAUAAAUAAAUGGAAAGUCAGUUUGGUAGUUUCAAGUUGCUUAUUCAGGCUAAUGUUCUGUUUGGAAAUAAAAUUGAUAAAAUAGUGAGUCUCGAUAAGUGUUAGUGGGUAAAACAUACUUAAAAGUUAUUGACAGUAGUGAACUAAUGGUAGUUAAAAUAUGUACAUAGAUGCACUUGUACCUGAGGUCCUGUAGAGACUCAUUGUCCUUUUCGGUGAGCGCUGAAAUGGAGUGUUGCCAGGAUACCACGAGACUUCAUUCAUUCUCCAUCACCUCCUUGUUCCUGUCCUAAAUAAUACUUCAGAAUUCCCAUUCUUUGUGUAUUCGUUACUCGGGUGUAGAGAGAUGUUGUCGUCAUUCAUCCUGUCAAUCUAACGUCUGAAGCGGGCAAAUAAGAAAUAGAAUUUUAGUUUCUUAUUGCAUUGUCUGAAGACAUGAAUGGGCAUGUUCUCGUGUGGAGUGCCGAAAACCUCUCCGGUAUCGCUGGGGUUAAAAAAAAAAAAAAAAAGUGCCGCCUCCACCGCUUCCGACCCCUCACCAAAUCUUUUUAUUUCCCGUCUUUUGUCAGUUCUACUUUUUUGGUGCAGACUUUUCAAGUCCUAAUUUUUUAGCAUGACUCUUUAGUUCAUAAGAUAUGAUGCCACGCAACAGGCAAGCAUGCUGAUUCAAACUCUGUAAAAUUACUGGAAUUUCAUCAUCAUAUUAGUUUGGACAGGUUGCGGAAAGAAAUGGCUGUGGCUUCCUUACACUUUAUUUAGAUGCUUUUAUCCAAAGUAACUUACAUAGAGAGGAAUUAUUUCAAAAUGCAGCCAAAAACAAUCAUUGUGUACAAUGGCAGGUUUAUUAGAAAGCUACAUUUGGAGAAGAGCUGUAGAUUCUGUAAUUUGUCUGCAUGUUUGUGAAUAAGUUUAUUACACACUCUUGUGUACAGAAUGUAGAAAGAGGUGUUGCUCUAAGAUGGCUGCUUGGUACAAAAUAAGAUGACUGCAUUAGAUGUCAAAGAAACUUUCACCUAGAGUACACUCCCAUUUACAUUAGUCAUACGUCUGUCAGACUUUGUGUUUAGGUGUUUAGCAUUUAUUAAAUCUGACAGUACUCAUAUUCGAUUUAAUCUGUGAAAUCUCUUCAUUAAUUCUAUUUUUUGCUUUUGGCCAUAAUUUUCUUUUUUCUAAGCAGCAGUGUUUUAUCAGUAAGCUGUAAUGUGGAGUUUGAACAUGUCUGAACUUGUCCUCAUAGAGCAGUGGGGGGAGGGGAGUAUCAGUUUUACAGCAACUGCUGUCUGCAAGACUCAGAGCUGGGACGCUUGGCAUCCAACAAUUUUCAGUCUAACCAUUGGAGGAAGAAGUGCGUCCUGUAAAAUCGUUUUAGAGAAGAGUAGAAUUUUAGGCUGUUAUAGUGAAAAGGUAGUCAAGCUGGUGUGUAUCAGAUCCUGUGAGAAACUACAUGUCUGCAAGUGAUCUAGAUGUACUCCACUGAUCUGAAUAAGCUAUUUUGCCAAUUGGCGAAAACUUGUCCAGUUCAGAUGCUGGUGGACGUUCCCCCUCCCCAGGCCUCGGUGAUCAGAGCCACAUCCAUUUAUAAGAAAUCUGAACACGUGGCUGAUGUGGUCCGUCGAUGUCCCCACCAUGAGAGAACCCCAGAUGGUGAUGGAUUGGCUCCUCCUGCUCACCUGAUGCGAGUGGAAGGAAACUCGCGUGCUAUUUACAAGGAGGAUGAUGUGACAUCAAGGCACAGUGUGGUGGUUCCCUACGAAGCCCCUCAAGUGGGAGCGGAGUAUACCACAGUGUUAUACAACUUUAUGUGCAACAGCAGUUGCAUGGGUGGGAUGAAUCGCCGGCCCAUCCUCACCAUCAUCACUCUGGAGACUCACGACGGUAAGUUAUUGGGCCGUGGGUCUUUCGAGGUACGUGUGUGUGCGUGCCCAGGCCGAGACAGAAAAACUGAGGAGAGCAACUUCAGGAAAGACCAGGAGACCAAAACCUUGGGCAAGACCCCUUCUGCUAAUAAACGUAGUUUGACGAAAGAGUCGACUUCAUCUUUGUCUCGACCUGAGGGCAGUAAAAAGGCCAAACUGAGCACAAGCAGCGAUGAAGAGAUUUAUACCCUGCAGGUGAGGGGCAAAGAAAGAUUUGAAAUGUUAAAGAAGAUUAAUGACAGCUUAGAAUUGAGCGAUGCGAUGCCUCCAUCAGAAGUGGACAGAUACCGGCAGAAAAUACUCUCCAAAGGCAAGAAGGAGAAGGAAGGCCAGACACCUGAGCCCAAAAGAGGGAAAAAACUAAUGGUUAAAGAUGAAAAAAGUGACUCUGAUUAGGAUGGCGGGAUGCUUGAAUGCCUUUCUUUUGCUUUUGUUUGACCAAAACUGUUUGUCAUAGGGAGCAUUUGGUGAAUUGCAGAUCCAUGAUUCCUCAGUCCUGUAUGUCAUGUUAUCUUGUUCACUCCUCUGGGACCUUUGUAAGUCAGCUGAUUAAGAAGUGGUCUGUAUGAAUGAAGAUAGUAUUGGCCGUAGUUCUCUAUCAGCACUGGAGGAGCAGUGCUGGCCCAUCAUUUUGCAGACCCAACAGCAAUGAGGUUGAACUAUGUGUGGGGUCAUUCCUGUUGUAGGGCAGUGCAGGUCACUUUCCUCCCAGCAUGUAGUGGUAAGGUUGUAGAAUUGUAUUGUCACUGACUUAUUGGAUGACCACUUUGCUGAAAAUGUAUUAAUGCCAGUAUUUUGUAUCCAGAUUUUUUUCUUUCUUUUUUUUAGAGAGAGGACUAUUACUGAUUAGAUGAUUAAAAAAAAAAUCAUAAAUGGUUGCAAGCCAAAUUACUGUAAUAAAAAUAAUUACAUUUUGUUUUGGAAAUCCUUUUUAAUUAGGUUGAUUUCCGUUUAUAACUAAAUUAAAUCAGCAAGAACUCAGGGCAUGUCCCUCCUGGUAAUCUUGAUAAUCCUAUUCUACUGUUUCAACUUGAUGUAUAUUUUUAUGCUGUUUUUUUUUUUUCUAUCUUUACUGUAUACACAUCUU